AUGUCCUACCCGCAGGGCUACCUCUACCAGGCGCCCGGCUCGCUCGCGCUCUACUCGUGCCCGGCCUACGGCGCGUCGGCCCUGGCGGCGCCGCGCAGCGAGGAGCUGGCGCGCUCGGCGUCGGGCUCCGCGUUCAGCCCGUACCCCGGCUCGGCGGCCUUCCCGGCGCAGGCGGCGCCCGGCUUCGGCAGCCCGCUGCAGUACCCGGCCGACGCGGCGGCCGCCGGCUUCCCGUCCUACAUGGGCGCGCCCUACGACGCGCACUCGGCGGGCAUGACGGGCGCCAUCAGCUACCACCCGUACGGCGGCGCGGCCUACCCCUACCAGCUCAACGACCCCGCGUACCGCAAGAACGCCACGCGCGACGCCACGGCCACGCUCAAGGCCUGGCUGCAGGAGCACCGCAAGAACCCCUACCCCACCAAGGGCGAGAAGAUCAUGCUGGCCAUCAUCACCAAGAUGACCCUCACGCAGGUGUCCACCUGGUUCGCCAACGCGCGCCGGCGCCUCAAGAAGGAGAACAAGAUGACCUGGGCCCCGAGGAACAAAAGCGAGGACGAGGACGAGGACGAGGGCGACCUGGCGCGCGGCAAGGCGGGGAGCCCGGACCGGGCGCGGGAGGGCGCCGAGACCUCCGCGGAGGACGAAGGGAUCAGCCUGCACGUGGACUCGCUCACCGACCACUCGUGCUCCGCGGAGUCGGACGGGCCCGGGGACCCGCGCUGCGAGGCGGGCGAGGCGCGCCGGGGCCACUUCGAGGACCUGGAGGACGCGGAGGCGGGCGAUGCGGAGGCCGAGCCGGACCUGGCGCCGCCCAAGCCGGUCACGUCGUCGCCGCUCGCCGGCGUGGAGGCGCCGCUGCUGAGCCCCGCGCCCGAGCCCGCGCCCCGCGGCGGCGGCCAGGCGGCCCUGGGCAGCCGGACGUCCCCGGGCGCGCCGCCCGCCGGCAAGCCCAAGCUCUGGUCGCUGGCCGAGAUCGCCACGUCGGACCUCAAGCAGCCCGGGCCCGCGCCCGGCCCCGCGCCCGCCGCGCCCGCCGCGCCCGCGCCCGCGCCCGCCGGGGCGCCGCCCGGGGGCUCCGCGUACCCCGCGUCGCCGCUGCUGGGCCGCCCGCUCUACUACGCCGCGCCCUUCUACGGCGGCUACGGCGGCUACGGGAGCCUGGGCGCCGCGCUGCAGGGCCAGGGCCUCCUGCGCUACGGCUCGGCCGCCGCCGCCGGGGACGCGCUGCACGCGGCGCCCAAGGCCGCCAGCGACGCGGGCAAGGCGGGCGCGCCCCCCCUGGAGCCCCGCUACCGCGCGCCCGCGGGCGGCUACGAGCCCAAGAAAGAUGCCGGCGACGGCUGCGCGGCGGGCGGGGGCGUCCAGCCCUACCUAUAG
This is a messenger RNA of Talpa occidentalis (Iberian mole), 1380 nucleotides long. It is a transcript of the gene IRX2, whose product is annotated as iroquois homeobox 2. Gene Ontology annotation, cellular component: nucleus. Gene Ontology annotation, biological process: cell development; regulation of transcription by RNA polymerase II; neuron differentiation. Lineage: Eukaryota; Metazoa; Chordata; Mammalia; Eulipotyphla; Talpidae. Gene Ontology annotation, molecular function: RNA polymerase II cis-regulatory region sequence-specific DNA binding; DNA-binding transcription factor activity, RNA polymerase II-specific. The record is from RefSeq and is a predicted model, not a curated record. The coding region runs from base 1 to 1380 and encodes 459 amino acids. The transcript has 4 exons.